AUGGUGGCAGGGUGGCUGCCCCACCUUCGCGGGGUCUUUGCUUUCGGCUCCGGGCCGGGCCCCUUCCGGCAGUGGCAGUCGGUGGACAGUGGCAUCGGCACUGGCACUGGCGCUGGCACUGGCGCUGGCACUGGCAUGACACUGGCAUAUCGACUUGACAAGCGAGAGGACCAAGCUCUGCUUCACAUCAUCUCGCGGCAGAAGUUGAAUGAAUGCUCUUGA
Diaporthe amygdali is the source of this 222-nucleotide messenger RNA. RefSeq lists its product as uncharacterized. The record is from RefSeq and is a predicted model, not a curated record. The transcript is spliced from 2 exons. Lineage: Eukaryota; Fungi; Ascomycota; Sordariomycetes; Diaporthales; Diaporthaceae. Bases 1 to 222 code for a protein of 73 amino acids.